AUGAGCCGCUCCCGCUCCAAAACCCCAAAACCCGCCAGCGACCAGCCGCGCAUCUUCGUAGACGUCCGCCUCAGCGACGGCAUGGACGGCGGGCUCAUGGUGCGCGAGAUCCUGGAGAAGCUCGGCGCGCGCGUCCUGCGGUCCUGGGCCGGGACCCGCGCGCGCGCGACGCACCUGGUCUGGAAGGACGGCGACGCGCGGACGCAGGAGGAGGCGCGGAACUGCGGCGCCGCGGUCGUCGGCCUGUCCUGGGUGAACGCCUGCCGGGACGUCAACGGCAUCGCGCCGACGCGGGGCCACGAGAUCGCGCCGGCCGCGCGGUCGACGGCGCGCGCGUUCCUCAUCCAGCGCGAGCUCGCGACGACGGCGCGCAAGCGGCGCCAGACGCCGCGCGCGCCCGACACGGCGCGGCUGCGCGCCGAGGACCUGCCCGGCAGCGACGACCCCCGCUUCCGCUCCACCACUUCCGGCGAGCGGACGCCGGCGAUCGCGCCGACGGCGCCCUGGAGCGACGGCUCCGAGGGGGACCCCGCGCCGCGCACGGUCGGCGUCGUCGAGGGCACUCCAGCCGUCGAGGCGCCGCGCACGGCCAUCCGCGAGGCCUGGUCCUUCACGCAGCGCGACCGGCGGUCGUCCGGCGCGGCGGCGCCGACGCAGGCCGUCUCGAGCGGCAGCGGAAAGCGGUCGUCCGCCGCCACGGACAUCUACUCCCAGAGUGGCACCGAGGCCGCGCCGACGCAGCCGACGCAGCCCCAGCCGCCGCCCGGGACCCUCUUCUCGCCGCCGGCCGAGGCGCCCGCGCCCGCGCCGACGACGCGCGGCUCGCGGACGUCCGCCGCGGGCGGCGCCGCGAAUUUACUAUUGUCGGCGCGGGACCGCUACUGGGACGACGAGCCGUCGGCGCGCCGGCGCGCGCGCGGCCGCCGCGCGACGCGCGGCUCGCUCGCGCCGGACCCGACGCUGCGCCUCGACGCGCGCCUCGAGGCCGCGUCCCAGGAGUCGUCGCGGCCCCGGAGCGGCGCCACGGCGCGGUCGUCCCUGACGAGCCCGCCCGCGCCGGCCGCGCGCAAGCGCCGCCGCGCCGUCGGCGGCACGCCGCCUGCCGCGCCCGAGACAACGCCGGCGCCGCCCGCCGCGCGGCCGGCGCCGGCCCAGCCGCGGCGCGGCGCGGCGCCGGCGGCGACGACAGCGAACCCGUUGCACGCGCGCGCCUCGCCGAAGGCGGCCGCGCGGUCGCGCAAGCGGCGGCGCGUCAUCCCCGAAGACCCUGCCGACGCCACGCCGGCGCCGCGCGACGUCAUCGUCAUCGACGGCUCGCCCGAGGAGGCAAAAGCGGCGGCUCCGGCUCCGCCGCCGGCGCGGCGGCGGGGCGCGGCCGUGGCCGCGCCGCCGGAGGAGGCCACGACGAACCCGCUGCUGCGCGCGGCCGCGUCGCCGCCGCCGGCCGUGCCCGCGCCCGCACUCGCGCCUGCGCCGGCUGCACCGCCCCGCGCGGCGCCGGCCCAACCGCGGCGCGGCGCGGCGCCGGCGACUUCCAACCCGAUGCAUGCGCGCGACUCGCCGACGGCGAACCGCACGCGCCGGCGGUCGCGCGGCGCCGCCGCCAUCGACGACGACGAGGCCGCGCGACCGGCCAAAAGGCCGCAGACUUUAGUCAUAUCCGCGUCCGGUGUUGAUCCAGCGGGCCGCACGGCGCUGCGCGCGGCGGCCGCAGCCGUCGAGCGCGCGGGCGGCGGCAAAGCGCGCUUCGCCGACGACGAACUGCUCGCGAAACUCAAAGGGGUGCUGCCCGCGCGGGCGACACAUUUGGUGGCCCAAGCCACGGAUGAGGAUGCGAAGCCACCCCGCACGCUCAAGGUUCUGUUCGCGCUCGCACGCGGCGGCUGUGCGAUCGUGCGACCGUCUUGGGUCGAAGCUUCGCGGAGUGCGGGACGCUGGGCAGACGUCGACGACCACCUCGCUGGAUAUGGCCCGCCGCGGGCCGCAGGCGCCGGCCGGCGUAUCCUCGACGGGCUGGCCGUGCACGUCGCUCCCUCGGCGCUCGGGCCCAAGGAUCCUUCGUCGUCCGCGCUGACGGCGCUCGUCUCGGCGGCGGGCGGAAGGUCUGUCGCGUUGCGCCACGCGGCGGUCGCGCUCGUCGGCACGAACUGGAAGCCCUCGGACUGCCGCCAAGCGGGGUUGCGAGCACUGCACCGGAGCGGAUGCGCACUACGCUUCCGAUGGCUCUGCGAAGCCGUCGAGGCGGGCGACGCGGGCGCGGUGGCGCGGGAGUUGUACGCGACGAACCACUAA
Pelagomonas calceolata is the source of this 2292-nucleotide messenger RNA. NCBI's taxonomy places the organism in Eukaryota, Pelagophyceae, Pelagomonadales, Pelagomonadaceae. The record is from the annotation of a GenBank genome assembly.